AUGUGCUGCACAGGGUACACACUGACCGCUAUAUUAGAGUCAGAGUAUCCACUCCCAGGCGUCUCGCCACUACCACGUGUGUGGGAGCGCCUCGCCAUGGCCUACAACAUAAGGAUUCCCCACUACAGCGCCCUCAACUCCAGCGCGACUUUCCUGUCCCCCGAUCUAUACUUCGACUGGGAGGCAUGUGGCGCCGAUGCAGACAGAGCCGAGGAUUUAAUGGUACAGAUGGCUCAGGAGCAGCAGAUGCUGACCUUGCGGGGCUAUGUGCUCGGGCUUGGCCAUGAGUAUCUACCUCUACAGCAAGACUCGGACGAAUUUCAAUCCUCUCUAUGUUUUUCGCCUAUCGAGGAGCUGGCAUACUUGACAUACCUGAAAGAGAGUGCUUUUUGGGACAAAGAUGAGUGUGCUGAGCAACUGGUCGAGGUAUCAGAGAAGCUGCUUCAUGCCCGAUUCGAGCAAACUCUACUACAACUUCGUCAUAUGCAGGGUGCCUUUAAAGAGGAACCUUACCGUUGA
Molecule: messenger RNA, 519 nt
Organism: Penicillium brevicompactum
Lineage: Eukaryota; Fungi; Ascomycota; Eurotiomycetes; Eurotiales; Aspergillaceae
Exons: 1
Coding region: 1-519 (172 amino acids)
Source: RefSeq, a predicted model, not a curated record